AAAUAGCGUACGCGCAAAAAAAAAGUUCGAACCUGCAGCUGGUGGCGUUGCUUCCCCUUUGCCGCCGUAGCGCCGGCCAUGCUCACGGUGUCUCUCCUAGACGCGCAACUCGCUCGGUGCUCCUCCGCGCGCCAUCUCCUCCAGAUUCACGGCCAGUUCAUCGCCUCCGGCCUCCUCGCCGAUGCCUUCGCCGCCAGCCGCCUCCUCCUCUUCACCUCCGCCACCCGCCUCCUCCCGCUCCCCAUCCACCAUUCGUUCCGCCUCCUCCGACUCGUCCGCUGUCCCAACGCCUUCUCCUGCAACACGCUCCUCAAGGCGGCCCUGCUCGCCGGGACGCCGCACGUCUGCCUACCACUCUACACCUCCCUGCCAGCGUCCCCCGACGCCUACACCCACCCCAUCCUCGCCGCCGCCUGCGCCGCCAGGAGGGACGUGAAUGAAGGCAGGCAGGUGCACUCACACGCUAUCAAGCACGGGUUCGGUGAUGAUUUGUACCUCAGGAACGGCCUGAUGCAUAUGUACUCUGUUUGCGGCUGCCUCUGGGACGCACGCAGGGUGUUUGACGCAGGUCCCGUGUGGGACGCUGUUUCGUGGAACACCAUCCUGGCUGCGUACGUGCAUGCUGGGGAUGUCGAUCAGGCGGUUGGGGUGUUCGCACGGAUGCCAAAGCGGAAUGCCACAGCGGUGAGCUCCAUGGUGUCAUUGUUUGGGAGGAGGGGUAUGGUGGACGAGGCAAGAGGGGUGUUUGACGAGGCCGAUUGCAGGGAUAUUUUCACGUGGACUGCCAUGAUUUCUUGCUUUGAGCGGAACAGCAUGUUUGCAGAGGCGUUGCACAUGUUCUCCUGCAUGCGUCGAGAGAUGUGGCCUGUGGACGAGGCGCUGAUGGUCAGCGUGGUGUCCGCUUGUGCACAGUCGGAGGUGAUUCGAAAUGGGGAACUAUGCCAUGGACUGGUUAUCAGGGCUGGCCUUUGUUCGCUGCUAAAUAUUCAGAAUGUGCUGAUCCACAUGUACUCAUGUUGCCUGGAUGUUGUUGCAGCACGGAGGUUGUUUGACAGCGGUGACUGCUUGGACCAGUUCUCCUGGAACUCGAUGAUAGCAGGCUAUCUAAAGAAUGGUCAUGUCGAAAAUGCAAUGACAUUGUUCAAUGCAAUGUCUGACAAGGACAAUGUUUCUUGGAGUACAAUGAUUUCUGGUUGUGUGCAGAAUAACCAAUCGUCAGAUGCACUCGCUGUCUUCGAUAACAUGCGAGCCCAGGGAGUCAGGCCGGAUGAGGUUACUGUUGUUAGUGUUAUAUCUGCAUGCACUAAUCUGUCUGCUCUGGAGAAAGGAAAGUCGGUGCAUGAUUAUGUAAGGCAAAACAAAUGUUACAUCAGUCUUGUACUUGGGACUAGCCUCAUUGACAUGUACAUGAAGUGUGGAUACUUGGAAGCUGCAAUGGAUGUUUUCAACAUAAUGGAAGAAAAAGGAGCACCUUGCUGGAAUGCUGUAAUUGUGGGGUUGGCGAUGAACGGCCUUGUGACAAAAUCCCUUGAGAUGUUCUCAGAGAUGGAAGCAUCCGGCACUGCCAUCCCGAAUGAGAUAACUUUCAUCGGAGUUUUGAGUGCUUGCAGACAUGCUGGCCUAGUUGAGGAGGGCCGCCACUUCUUCAAGUUGAUGCAGCACAAGUACCGAAUUGUGCCAAACAUCAGACACUAUGGAUGCAUGGUUGAUCUUCUUGGACGUGCUGGAUAUGUUAAGGAGGCUGAGGAUCUGAUUGAGAGCAUGCCCAUGUUACCUGAUGUUCCAGCAUGGGGUGCAUUGCUUAGUGCCUGCUGGAAGCAUGGUGAAAAUGAGGUUGGAGAAAGGGUGGGCAGGAAGCUUGUCAAUCUGGAUCCUCGCCAUGACGGAUUUCACACUAUGUUAUCUAACAUAUAUGCUAAAGAGGGGAUGUGGCAAUCAGUAAAUGACCUAAGGGACUCCAUGAAGCAACGACAUGUCUCAAAAGUUUCAGGAUAUAGUGUCGUUGAAAUGUCUCAUUCUUGAGAUUCUAGCAGUUGAUCGCACCUCAAAUGAAAAUCUUAGAUAGGUCCAAGUUGAAGCCUUACAAGGUCAUGAAUGGAUCUUUACUUAUCUGCGAUUUGUGCUUCUGACUUUCUAUCAUCGUGUGUAUUUUGAUAAGCCUGUUGUUCACUUCAUGUUUCCUCUAUCUAUGCUUGCAGAUUCAAAUAAAAAAUUCACAUGGCAUCAGCGACCAAAUUAUUUAUCUUUUAAACUUUUACCAGAGACGUAGAGAUCUAAGCCGAAAAAUUGGACGAUAUUCAGUGCCUUGGAAAUACAUAUAAAAAAUCUCCAACUUGGAGAAACAGAAAACAAGAUCUUAGUUGAUGCGAUGCAUGGAUAUGCUGGCAAUGGCAUCAAAGAAUCUUGAAAGGGUGUCACAAAACAGGACACUAUAUCAUGGCAUGCAAUCCAUCGCUUUCGGCCAGCCACGCGGCUUUGAAGCCACAACUGCUCACAAAGGGAAAAUUCAAUAAUGCGUUGCCCUCCACAAUCCAGACGGGACAGAACUUUUUUUCUGAUCAACAAGAGAUGGAGGAGACAACAAAUACAAGAAUCUAUACAUAAUGGACGCAGAAGCCGGGGAGAACGCUGGUGAAGCGGAACAGAUAACAGAUGGCGAUUGGACUGGCACACACACACUGCCAAUGAUCUCGGAACAGAGACUGGAUCGUGUGUUCUCAUCAAACCAUGACAGGCCUGCAGAUGCGCCGGAGCGCGACCAUGGCCUAGACCCCGGGUACUUCGUUGUUACUUGGUAAACACAAUCGACCGCUCUGUGGUGAGGGUAAUCCAGAGUGGGUAUGAUUUCUCCAGGCACGUGAACCAUCCAGUCUUCAGUCCAGAUGGGCAGAGCAUCGCGGUGACAUCGGACCUUGCUGCGGUGUCCACUAACCCAAUGUCGCCUCCAAUCUUCUUGCACUCGGUGAGGCCCUAUUGUGACAUCUUCACCGUUGAUAUCGACCCUGACGACAUGGAGGAGAACCAGGAUGUGGAGAAGUUUGCCCGUGUCAUGCAUAACAGAUACGAGAACUCUACUCCUGCCUGGUCCGUGUUCUCGACUCAUGACCCGCAUGCACAGUGGAACCUCCUUGUCAUGGAGGAAAGUUACACCCCGUCGUGCCCGUAUGCAAAUUGACGGAGGUGAAAGUUGGCACAUGACAGGCCAGAUAGCGUCCUGAAAAAGUUCUGUUUCUUGCUCGUUUGGGAUUCAUUGUUUGAGAUGUAUCUGGAAUUUCUGUUUGGAUUGCUGUUGAACAUUUGCAUUUUACACAUUUCAUCUUGAUGUAAUGAGACUUCAGAGUUUUAUACGAGGAUUCUGAAUUGAGUACUCAGACAAGUUUCAGAGAAGUGUUCGUUUUCAUCACA
Molecule: messenger RNA, 3405 nt
Organism: Triticum urartu
Lineage: Eukaryota; Viridiplantae; Streptophyta; Magnoliopsida; Poales; Poaceae
Source: RefSeq, a predicted model, not a curated record